UUCCAACCUUAGGAUGAUGAUCAUCAUCAUCAUCAACGUUUUACGUAUUUUGAAGGCCUUUACUCUGUCGUUCUCAUAGACGAUCGGUUGUCAUCCCGCUAUUUCAUCUUGGCCGUGAAGCAAUGGAGGAAUUGCUCGCGUUUCCCUCGCACCACCCAAACGAAAAGAUUGCUCCCCUCAGAGAGAGGGGGGAAGCAGAGGGAAGCGAUGCAUCCUCGAUAGGGAGAGAGGAGGAAGGGGCACCAUGUCGUCGACGCCAAUCAAGUACGCGCGGCGCACGUCGAGCGGGCGCAUCGUCAGCCUCUCCCGCGACGACGACAUGGACCUGGGCGUCUCCGGCGAGUUCACCUCCACCUCCUCCGGGGGACACAAUGACUACAUCAAUUACACCGUGAUGAUGCCCCCAACCCCGGACAACCAACCCAAAGCCGCCGCCCCUGGCUCCAAGCCCGACGACCUCCCGUCGCCCUUCGGUGGCGCCGCGAAGGGCUCGGGCCGACGACGCAGAGGCGUAGGGGAGGAGGGCGACGGAGGAAGAGGAGGAGGACAUGGGGCGGGGAAGCUGGACCGGAGGAUGUCGGUGAUGAAGUCGAUGUUGAUGAGGAGCCAGACGGGGGAUUUCGAUCACAACAGGUGGCUGUUCGAGACGAAGGGGACGUACGGGAUCGGAAAUGCCUUCUCGUCGAAGGACGAGGUCGAGUUCGACGAGGAUGGCGAGCCCAUUAACAUAUCGGAUUUCUUGGAGAAGCCAUGGAAGCCGCUUACGAGGAAGAUGAAGGUUCCGCCCGGCAUCCUCAGCCCCUACAGGGUCCUGGUGGUGCUCCGGCUGGUGUUCUUGUCCCUCUUCCUGUCAUGGCGCGUGCGCAACCCCAACGCGGACGCCCCGUGGCUGUGGGGAUUGUCCAUCGUCUGCGAGAUCUGGUUUGCCUUCUCCUGGAUCCUGGACCAACUGCCCAAGCUCAACCCCAUCAACCGCGCGGCCGACCUCGUCGCCCUCCGCGAGAAGUUCGAGACGGCGUCCCCCUCCAACCCUCUCGGCCACUCCGACCUCCCGGGCCUCGACGUCUUCAUCUCCACCGCUGACCCCGAGAAGGAGCCGCCCCUCGUCACUGCCAACACCAUCCUUUCCAUCCUCGCCACCGAGUACCCCGUGGAGAAGCUCUCCCUCUACAUCUCCGACGAUGGCGCCGCCCUGCUCACCUUCGAGGCCAUGUCCGAGACCGCCGCCUUCGCCCGCGUCUGGGUACCCUUCUGCCGCAAGCACAACAUCGAGCCACGCAACCCGGACAGCUACUUCGCCAUCAAGCGCGACCCUACAAAGAACAAGAAGCUCCCCGACUUCGUCAAGGACCGCCGCUGGAUCAAACGCGAGUACGAUGAGUUCAAGGUCCGCAUCAACGGCCUCCCCGACACAAUCCGCCGCCGCUCCGACGCCCUCGACGCCCGCGAACGCAAGCUCGCCCGCGAGAGGAGCGGCGGCAGCGAGGCGAACGCGGCAUCCUCGGGCGCUGAAACCAAGCCCGCCGUCACAGCCACCUGGAUGGCGGACGCUACCCACUGGCCGGGCACCUGGAAGGUGCCGUCGCCGGACCACUCCAAGGGCGACCAUGCCGGGAUCGUCCAGGUGAUGAUCAAGACCCCCCACCACGACCCCCUCUACGGCGCGCCCGGCGACCACCCCUACCUGGACUUCACCGGCAUCGACACCCGCCUCCCCAUGUUCGUGUACGUGUCCCGGGAGAAGCGCCCCGGGUACGACCACAACAAGAAGGCGGGCGCCAUGAACGCCCUGGUGCGUGCCUCCGCCAUCCUCUCCAAUGGGGCCUUCAUCCUCAACUUCGACUGCGACCACUACAUCUACAACUGCAUGGCCAUCCGGGAGGGCAUGUGCUACAUGAUGGACCGCGGCGGCGACCGCGUCUGCUACGUGCAGUUCCCGCAGCGGUUCGAGGGCAUCGACCCCUCCGACCGCUACGCCAACCACAACACGGUCUUCUUCGACGGAAACAUGCGAGCCCUCGACGGGCUCCAGGGACCCAUGUACGUCGGCACCGGCUGCCUUUUCCGCCGCUACGCGCUCUACGGAUUUCCCCCUCCGCGCGCCAACGAGUACUUGGGUCUCUAUGGCCAGAACAAGCGUCCGGCCCCGCCACCGCGGGUGGCGACCAGCAUGGACGCGGACGACCCCUCCGGUCCCUCGCUCGACAUGGACCCGGACCUCUGCGCGCCCGUGAAGUUCGGCAACUCCACUAUGUUCGGCAACUCCAUCGCGGUGGCCGAGUACCAGGGUCGCCCCCUGGCCGACCACCCGGGGAUCAAGAACGGCCGCCCGCCGGGCGCACUGCUCGUGCCCCGCACGCCCCUCGACGCGCCCACAGUCGCGGAGGCCGUCUCCGUUAUCUCAUGCUGGUACGAGGACAACACGGAGUGGGGGCAGAGGGUGGGGUGGAUCUACGGGUCGGUUACGGAGGACGUGGUGACGGGGUACCGGAUGCACAACCGGGGGUGGCGGUCAGUGUACUGCAUCACGAAGCGGGACGCCUUCCGUGGGACGGCGCCCAUCAACCUGACGGACCGGCUGCACCAGGUGCUGCGAUGGGCCACCGGCUCCGUGGAGAUCUUCUUCUCCCGCAACAACGCCCUCCUCGCCACAACCCGCCUCAAAUUCCUGCAACGCAUCGCCUAUCUCAACGUCGGCGUCUACCCCUUCACCUCCAUCUUCCUCGUCACCUACUGCUUCCUCCCGGCGCUCUCCCUCUUCAGCGGCAGCUUCAUCGUGCAGACCCUCAACGUCACCUUCCUUGUUUACCUCCUCCUGAUCACCAUCACCCUCACCCUCCUGUCCCUCCUCGAGGUCAAGUGGUCGGGGAUCGGCCUGGAGGAGUGGUGGCGCAACGAGCAGUUCUGGGUGGUGGGCGGCACCAGCGCCCACCUCGCCGCCGUGGUCCAGGGCCUGCUGAAGGUCAUCGCCGGCAUCGAGAUCUCCUUCACGCUCACCUCCAAGUCGGCCAACGACGACGAGGACGACAUCUACGCCGACCUGUACGUGAUCAAGUGGACCAGCCUCUUCAUCCCGCCACUCACCAUCAUCAUCGUCAACCUGGUGGCCAUGGCGAUCGGGUUAUCGAGGACAGUGUACAGCGAGAUCCCGCAGUGGAGCAAGCUGCUGGGUGGGUUCUUCUUCAGCUUCUGGGUGCUGGUGCACAUGUACCCCUUCGCCAAGGGGCUGAUGGGGAGGAGAGGGAGGACGCCCACCAUCAUCUGGGUCUGGUCCGGCAUCGUCGCCAUCACCCUGUCGCUGCUGUGGGUAUCCAUCAACCCGCCGGACAAUAGCAUUCACAGCAGCGGAGGAAUCGAAAUCUGAACGAACAGGCAGAAACAAAGCGCGCGUGCGUGCUUCCCAUCAAGCAGAAAUAAACAGCUGUAAAAACCGUACUGUCACAUUAAAAUAUGCU
This is a messenger RNA of Musa acuminata AAA Group (dessert banana), 3455 nucleotides long. RefSeq names its product cellulose synthase-like protein D5. Bases 245 to 3364 code for a protein of 1039 amino acids. NCBI's taxonomy places the organism in Eukaryota, Viridiplantae, Streptophyta, Magnoliopsida, Zingiberales, Musaceae. Gene Ontology annotation, molecular function: cellulose synthase (UDP-forming) activity. The transcript is spliced from 3 exons. The record is from RefSeq and is a predicted model, not a curated record. Gene Ontology annotation, cellular component: plasma membrane; trans-Golgi network. Gene Ontology annotation, biological process: plant-type primary cell wall biogenesis; cellulose biosynthetic process.